GGGCCCCGCGAGCACCCGCAAGCAGCCGCUGCGCAGCCUCCAGCGCCGCUGCCGGGAGCAGGAGCGGGGAGCGCAGGCGCUGGCUGAGAGAGUGCAGAGAAGAGAGGGAGCGCAUUAUUGAGGAAGAAAAAGCUCGGUAGAACACCCAUGCCAACUUUUGUGAAAAUUGAUGCUCGGAGAUCUACAAGUGAAUCUGGUUCCCCAACAGCUAUGUUUUGGAUGCUCUCCAUGAAGGACAGAGUUCUUCAAAACGUUCCUCUGGCAGAUGAUAAGAGCACAUCAUCUGUUGGGCUGCUUCAAGAGAAGGAAGUAAACAGCCAGAGGAUAGGCAAGCAUCUGCUCAGCUGAAGAGGAAAGAUUCAAAGGACACCAGUGUGGUUGGGUAUUUUCAAAAGAACACCAGCCUCGGUGAUUUAAGGCAGUCCCCCUGCCACAGCAAGGAAACUGGACAAGCUGGUCAGUGAGAUCCGAGGGAAUCCAAUGUAGCAUUCCUGAACGUGAUCGAAAGAUCGCUGCUUUAAUGCUGGUUAAACAUCAGGAAGAACAGGAGAGGCUGGAGCAGAGUCUCAAAGCUCAGCAGUUCUGGGACAAACUGAAGCGAGCAGAAAGACUAGCACAAAUGAAGAAGGAGACUGAAAGGCAGAAAGGCUUAAUCAAAAGUAUUGGCAGGUGGAAGAAGGAGCGAGAAAUGAGACAGUCCAAGAUAGAGCAGGAAGUAAACCAGAUGGCCGAGCUCCGCGAGAAGGAUGUGAUUUUGAAAGAAAACAAGUGGAGAAUGCUCGCUGAGAAACAGAAAAUAAAGAAAAAGGAAAAACUAGAUCAAGCAAAAUGUGAGGCCGAAAUGCGUAAAUCACAACAGAACCAAUUGUGGAAAGAAGCAGAAGCCAUCAAGCAGGAUAGCAAGGAGCAGAAAGUACAGGCGUCACAGGCAAAGCUGUCAAAUGCCGCCCAGAAACGGCUUCUGCAAGAAAUGAGCAACCAGAACCGGAUCAAGAUGGAGAACGAGCAUGAGAGGCUGAAGCACAUGAUCCUGAAGAAUGAGAUCGACAACCUGACCAAAACCGAGGAGCUGAUGGUGAGGAUGUCACUGGAGCGGAAGUUUUUAAAAUUUAAGGAAAACCACAGACACCUGGUGGAAGAAAGAAAGAGAAUGCUGAAAGAAAAGGCAAUUCGGGAAGAGAACCAGAUCCUCCAAGCCAAGCUGAAGGCCGAAAAACUAGAGCAGGAGCAGAGAGAACGCAAGGAAGCGUUGGCUGAAAUCUCUGACCUUAAAAUUGAACAAGCCCAGAAAACUUUGUUGAAGAGCGUCCAGAAUAAAGUCCUGCAGACCCAGAAGAGCAGGUCAGAAAAGGAGAAGAUCCACCAGCAGAUCAAAAAAAGAGUUGAGGAGGAGGAGGACUUGUACCGGCAGGCAAUGAAAGCAACUAUUGAGAAGAAAGACAAGAGGACUGAAGAAAUUUUGAAGGUGAAGGAAGCAACUAUCGAGGAAUCCCGUCAAGCAGCCAGAGCGGCCUUCCAAAUGAGGGAGCGAGUGAGAGAGCAUAUCAACAGCCGCUCCUUCGAUCAGAUGGCUAUGGAAGCUGAGCUGUGGGCCAGCUUGGUGAAAAAGAUAGCAUAUUAAUAUCAGAAAAUAAGUAAGAAGUUCCUUCUUAGUUAUACCCCUGUGUAAAGGGAACAUUUUUGGGCUUUGAAUUGCGAAGAACAAUUUUUUUUACAUUAGUCAAGGCAUAAACAUGGACACUUGUACUUCAGUGAAUUGUAGGCCAUGGGGUAAUCAGUUUUCUCAUGGAGGUUAAAUAUUCUGGGGGUCCGUUGCAAGACACAUUCUGAUAUGUGGCAAGAUUAUAGUUAAGUAAAAAUUCCAAAGCAUUUUCAUGACCAUGUUUGCACAUGAGUGUUGUGAAGCUGUAGAAAAUAUUGGUCCUAUUGUCAGCUGGAAGGAUGUGCUUGUUAAAUGUUUUACUUGAGAAUGAUUUGAUACCACGCCCACAGAGCAAGUCCUUGUGUUGCUUUUCAGGAAAGAGAAUCUGUGAAAACUGUGAACUUUGAGCUAUCCAUAACAGCUGUCAUUUUCAUGCUCUUUAAACUAUUUUUAUGUACUGGUGGAUCUCCUGUGACAUUGCUCACAUCAAAGGAUGUGCCCUAGGACAGAUUGCGUGCCAGGUGACAUCUCCUUGCUUCUGUGUCUCUGGAGCAACCUCCCUUUUGCCAUUCCAACCCCCUCUUCACCCCCCCCCCACCAAUGCUCAAUUGCUUCCUCAUCUGCUGAUACUUUUCCUGUGCAAAGCUCUGGUCAAUGGCACAACACACAGUCUGUUGGAGAGACCCAGUGGGUCAAGCAGCAUCUGCGCAGGGAAAGGAACUGUCGACAUUUCGGGUCGAGAC
Molecule: messenger RNA, 2385 nt
Organism: Pristis pectinata (smalltooth sawfish)
Lineage: Eukaryota; Metazoa; Chordata; Chondrichthyes; Rhinopristiformes; Pristidae
Product: coiled-coil domain-containing protein 177-like
Exons: 3
Coding region: 521-1621 (366 amino acids)
Source: RefSeq, a predicted model, not a curated record